Molecule: messenger RNA, 671 nt
Organism: Cherax quadricarinatus
Lineage: Eukaryota; Metazoa; Arthropoda; Malacostraca; Decapoda; Parastacidae
Source: RefSeq, a predicted model, not a curated record
CUUAUAUUUCUAUAUACAGCACAGCCAGAUAUUCGUAAAUGUUCUUUCCUCUCUUUAUCCCGAUUCCAUUCCCAUUCCCCUUUGAUGUGUAUAGAGGGAGAAGAUAUCAUGUAAGCCAUCAGUCUGCAAGAUAUAGAAGUGUGGUGAUGCUAGGAACCCUUCCUAAUGACUUUCUACGUUUACCCUCGACACAAUCAUUAACACAGGAGAAUUCUGAUCGAGUAGCUGCUAUGCACCUCCAGCACCAGAUGUAUGCACAGUCACAACAAAAUGUCUGCAGGCUUCAGAUGACAGUUGUGUCUGCAGUCUUGAAUAAGAAUUAUGGUAUGACUCGAAUGGAUCCUUAUGUGCGAGUGAGGCUCGGCCAUUACAUCUAUGAAACACAGACAGACGUAAACGGAGCAAAGAAUCCACGCUGGAACAAGACUUUUCAAGUGUACCAUCUUCCAAAGGGGGUUAAUACUGUCCAUGUCGAAAUCUUUGACGAACGAACUUUAACAGAUGACGAGUUGAUUGCAUGGGUUAACAUUACCAUUCCAGAAGCUGUCUUCCAGGGCGAGACUGUGGAUGAGUGGUAUAGCUUAACUGGCAAACUUGGAGAUGGUCAAGAAGGCACAGUUAAUAUUGUCAUGUCAUACUCGGUAAGUCACUUUUGAUAAAUGUAUAUUAAA